CGCCAGGACCUUCCACUGGUGUCUCCCCCCGAUAACGCUUUUCCCUCGUAUCUUUCUCUCUUUCGCUCCGAUCAUCUUGCUCCUCGCAUCAUCGCCCACUGUUCUGAGUAGUCCCCUCUUCACUUCAUUUUCAGAGAGUCGUCGAGAAUUCUUCUGCAAAGUGUGAGAGGUAUAUCAUGUCAAGGGUUCGUGGCUGAAAUCCACAAGAUAUAUCACCGCACAAGGCUGUGCUAUUGAAAGCGCACAUGUCCUUCUUCACCCUCCAUUGAUCUUUACCCCAGAUCGGACUUGUUCUGUUGCAAAACACAACAUGGACUUCAUCAACACGACCAUCUCCGAAGCAGAUCUUACCCGUCUCCUGCCCACUUGCCAGCGAUGCCGUCGUCUACGAAGGAAGUGUGACACUAAUUUACCGGCUUGUCGGUUGUGUCAGAAGGGCAAGGUCGAAUGCACGUUCUUCGAUCAUGCCCUUCAGCAGACCCUACCUCGAAGCUACGUCCAUUCACUGUUGAAUCGGCUGAGCCGCCUGCGAUCAGUGCAAGCCACUGUCAACGGCACAAGCGAACCUCCGACUACCUUUCAUAUCGCCCAACAUGAAUGCAACACUUCCGCAGCAUCAACACACUUGGAGCCUCCUCUCCACGAAUGGGGCACAUAUACCAGUGACUUGUCCUUUGACAAACAUUUCAUUGUUGAAAAUGCCAAUCCAACCUGCUGGCAGUUCCUGGGCAGCAGCUCUCCUUAUGCCCUUAUCGUGGAAGUGCUCGUCCACGCUCAAGCAAAGCUCGGCUCCAUGGUCCACAAUCCUGAGUAUGUCGGACCUGAAUUCUGGCUGAACGCCCAAAGCACGGAGGUUCAAGAACCCUUGCAGCCAAGGUCAGCUCCUGCACGCUCCGAGGUCGAGAUGCUGGUCAACUUGUACAUGUCAACGACAAAUAUACUGGUGGCCUUCUUCGAUCCCGAAGAGAUUGCAUUGGAAAUCGACACGUAUCUGCGCCAUCAUGGACCACAGAUCAAAUAUCUUACUGGAAAAGAUGCAUACCAAUUCUUCCACAUUGCUAUGAUUUGCGCCAUUGCUUCUGCCAACAAAGGCAGACAUCAUUCAGCGUACGACACUGAGUGUAUGGCGUACUACACCGAAGCGCUGCAAUGCGUCGAGGAGGUCACCUCAGACGUGUCUGUAGAGGCACUUCAAGCGCUGUUGCUACUCACAGUUUUCGGGCUCUUCCAUCCGAGAAAAGGUGAUAUUUGGAAAUUGCUGGACUUUGCUUGUCGUCUUAGUGUAGAGCUAAGCUAUCACACCGAGACCAACGACGAUUAUGAAGACCAAAAGAGCAAGAAGAAGCGCCGUUCCAUCUUUUGGGGCUUGUACUGCAUCGAGCGGACAAUGGGUCAACACCUCGGUCGACCAUCCGAUCUCACAGAAGAGAUUAUCACGGCCGAGUAUCCAGCCUCAAUCGCCGAUUCAAGUCUUGCGGACCCAUCAUCACUCCAAGUCAUUCUCACAUCGCACUACUACCGGCUCACGUAUUUGCGCUCUGAGAUCUUUCGGGAAUUGUACUUGCCGGCAGUGGCACCAAAUUUAUCUCGCAUGUGGUACGAACGAAGCCUUGAACAGAUAUUAUCAUGGCGGCGGGAAUUGCAGUUCCUCGAUACCGCUCUUGGUAUGGGCAGCAUGACUUGCGAGAUUGGCUUCGAUACGUCCAUUCUUUUCCUUUUUCAGCCACUGUUACUGCGGGCACUAGUUGCGACAAAAGAGCCCAUGCUGAGUCAAACCACCACCGAGAGCAUUCCCCGUGAAAGCUAUCAUUCUGCUGUCAAAAUCAUUGAGUACUAUAACAAAAUUCUGCGGGGAGCCGAGGGCACACCCUGGGGGAUGUAUCCGAUCUCCAUCAUCUCAGCACAUUACAUCCAUCAAGCCACAAUUACUAUAUUGGCUCAUUGCUUGUUAGCCAUUGACGGAAGGCUUCCUGUCGUCAGCUUUUCGAGCGAGUUGAGCGGUGAUGCAGAAGGGCCGGUCGACUUUAACGGGAUUCAUGAGAUCUCAGGCACUUGCUUGAUCUUGCUGAACACCUUGUCGAAAAGAUGGGCAGGAAUGGUGGGGAUUCUCGAUAUCUACAAGAAUCUCCAGGCCAAAGUACUGCCAAUCAUGAUGCGAAGUGGGUUAGGUUGAUCCGUGGAUGACAUUCUUCGAAAAGAAGCGAUGGAUAGCUGGUUCAUUACGAAAGCUGCAGCUCAUUACUAAAGUAGCAGAAUAGAGAGCCC
Exophiala viscosa is the source of this 2265-nucleotide messenger RNA. RefSeq names its product fungal-specific transcription factor domain-containing protein. Gene Ontology annotation, molecular function: zinc ion binding; sequence-specific DNA binding; DNA-binding transcription factor activity, RNA polymerase II-specific. Bases 311 to 2173 code for a protein of 620 amino acids. Lineage: Eukaryota; Fungi; Ascomycota; Eurotiomycetes; Chaetothyriales; Herpotrichiellaceae. Gene Ontology annotation, biological process: DNA-templated transcription; positive regulation of transcription by RNA polymerase II. The transcript is spliced from 2 exons. The record is from RefSeq and is a predicted model, not a curated record.